Molecule: messenger RNA, 969 nt
Organism: Pieris macdunnoughi
Lineage: Eukaryota; Metazoa; Arthropoda; Insecta; Lepidoptera; Pieridae
Source: the annotation of a GenBank genome assembly
AUGGCUGAGAAACAAAUAAAAAAUCGUGUGUGCAUUGUGGGUUCAGGAAACUGGGGAUCUGCGAUAGCAAAAAUCGUUGGUAAAAAUGCAGCGCGCCUUUCAAAUUUUGAAGACAGAGUCACAAUGUGGGUGUAUGAAGAGAUCAUUGAAGGCAAGAAGUUGACGGAUAUUAUUAAUGAAACACAUGAAAAUGUCAAAUACCUUCCAGGUCAUAAAUUACCAGAGAAUGUGGUUGCUGUACCGGAUCUAGUGACAGCAGCUAAAGAUGCUGAUCUCCUGAUAUUUGUUGUGCCACAUCAAUUUGUGAGGACACUAUGUUCUACACUUCUUGGACAAAUUAAGCCUACAGCAGCUGCGUUAUCACUUAUCAAGGGCUUCGACAUCGCUGAAGGUGGCGGUAUUGACUUGAUCUCGCAUAUCAUUACAAGAUGUUUGAAGAUUCCUUGCUCGGUACUCAUGGGUGCCAACAUUGCGUCAGAGGUAGCAGAAGAAAAGUUCUGCGAAACAACCAUUGGUUGUCGUGAUGUAAUGCUGGCCCCGCUGAUGAGGGACAUCAUCCAGACAGAGUACUUCAGGGUGGUGGUCGUUGAUGAUGAAGAUGCUGUUGAAAUCUGUGGUGCUCUGAAGAAUAUAGUGGCUGUUGGCGCUGGCUUCGUGGAUGGUUUAGGGUUUGGUGACAACACGAAAGCAGCAGUCAUCAGACUCGGUUUGAUGGAGAUGAUCAAAUUCGUCGAUGUCUUCUACCCAGGCAGCAAACUCAGUACCUUCUUCGAGUCCUGCGGUGUUGCCGAUCUUAUUACUACGUGUUAUGGUGGCAGAAAUCGUCGUGUAGCCGAAGCGUUUGUGAAGUCCGGCCGAUCGAUCAAAGAGCUGGAAGACGAAAUGCUGAAUGGACAGAAGUUGCAGGGUCCUAUCACCGCUGAGGAGGUUAACCACAUGCUUGCCAACAAGAAUAUGGAGAAUAAGUAA